AUGAAGGAAUUUAGAACAUUCAAACCUGAAAACUGGCGAGAUAUAGAUCAAGUGUUCAUUCUACCCAGACCAAUCAAUGGGAGAUACGCAAAAUUCCAACAUUCACUUGAAAAGUCAACAAGCAGAUCAAAAUGUCUUAAUUUCAAAUUUUUCGGCUGUAAACUGACACGUAUAACUGACAUCAACAGCAACAAAUCAUCUGAAAUGCUGCCUCUUGAACAUGAAUUGUUAUCUGGAGAUUCAACUGUCUUGAAUACAAAUCUAACGAGAUGUGUUGAACUUUGCAGUAUUCAAAACAAUUGCAGUGUUGCCAGUUAUAAUAUAUCGUCAAACAAAUAUGUAUAUGACCAACCCCUUGGUUCGUAUGGCGACUAUAAUGAAACGAAUAACGAACAUCUCGAAACAAAUAGAUCCAUCGAACCAGUCGGACUUUGUAAUCACUACAUGGAUAGUCCGUUUGGAUUGUGGAAAAGUAAGGAUAUAACCAAUGGUGGGCAUUGUUUUGCCAAACUACAAAACAUUGGAAUUGUGGUGUCGUUCCCGAGAGCUAAACGCAAAGAUGGAUUGUACUUUGGUCACGUACAAUACGUAGAUACAGAUUCUAUUAUUACGUCCUUAAGUUACCCCUUCAGGACAAUUUUGGACAGUAAUCUACAAUGGAUUGUAAACUUCAAACAACAUCAAUUUGCCAAAUUGGUUUUCACAAACGUCUCUUUAUCAGAGGUAUACAUUUAUUAUAUGAAAUAUGGUGCUUUCUAUGAUGUGGAAAGCCCUUAUCAUUUAAUUACAAGCAUAAAGUUUUCGAGGGAAGAUACGAAAAGUAAAUAA
This is a messenger RNA of Ruditapes philippinarum (Manila clam), 828 nucleotides long. RefSeq lists its product as uncharacterized. The coding region runs from base 1 to 828 and encodes 275 amino acids. The record is from RefSeq and is a predicted model, not a curated record. NCBI's taxonomy places the organism in Eukaryota, Metazoa, Mollusca, Bivalvia, Venerida, Veneridae. The transcript is spliced from 5 exons.